AAUUGAUCUGACAAACAAGUUCUUUACGGCGCUCAACUUGUUGAUAUACAUUUCCUUUAGGCUGUAGCACAAGCCGAUUUCUUGCAAAGAGUUGGAAGCUGGUCUCAUGCUUUCCCAAAAUGAACUUUCGUCUGGUUCUUCCUCAACUUUUCCUUUUGACACUGCGCUGCUUGAUGCCGCACAAGCGAAGCAAAUGGCAGCUCUGACAGCCGUCGGCCAGGCUAGAACUGCACAGGGAAACAUGAGACCGUCGAACGGCGGCGGAAAUUCGGGAUCAUUUCUCGGAGGAAUACCACCUGGUCAUAAUAAUUUCCAAAACCAGCCUUUGCUAGAACGCUCAAUGUCACAAAAUCCUGCCCCGCGUCCGAGUCAGCCUUCAAAUACAUUCAAAGAGAAAUCUUCUAAUUUUAUAUACUCGCUGGCUACCGUCUUUGCAAAGCGAAAUCAGCCUUUGCCUCCUAGUCUCACCGGAAUUUCGACCCCCACCUAUGACCCAAUCAAUUCUCCAUUCAAGGAUAUCGAAGCUGGCUCUGAACAUGGCACCUUUAGGCUUGCUGGAAAGGACAUCAAUAUCUUUCAUCUGUGGACCAUGAUAUGGCAUCGUGGAGGCAUGGGCAACGUUGGCAAAGACAAUAAUGCUUGGGCGGCGAUCCUACAAGUUUUUGACAUUCCGGAGUCAGCCCUCCCCACACUUGUCCAGAUAUAUUCCAAGAUCCUUCUUCCCUUUGAAAGCAUGUAUCGGCAGAAUCUCAUGGAACAACAAAAGAAGGCUCAGGCCAUGAGGCAGGCUGCCGCUUCAUCAACUCCUUCUGCUAACAACCAGCACCCACCUACAUCCACAAAUACCGUGUCUCAACAGCGGGGUUCCGGCAUGGGCUUUCCUCCUUCACAGCCUCCUUCUUCCUCCGUCCCUUCAUCAUCCAUGCAAAUCAGCACUGGCUUACCACCAAUCGAUGGAGGUUCUGCAAUUCUCGACGGUCCUACUUUGGACCAGGACCUUCAAGGCUUGAAGCGGAAGUUGGAGCAAGAAGAAGAAGUGAAACGCACAAGACAGAAAACUGAAACCGCUGAUAGCGUUCUCCCGGCAGGGUCUGCUUCCGAUCAAGCGUUCGUGGGACCCUCAGAUGUAAACCCUGGUCCUACCGCACAAGCGCCCACAACUGCCACAAUGACUGGCCACCCACGGACACGACAAGAGCUCUCUCGACGAAAGAUCGAAUACAAGCCACUCGUCCGCGACAUCGAAACGUAUGGAGGACGUGAUUUGAAGCAGGUAGAGGUUGAACUACAUCAUUCCAACCGACGACCUCUCCGAGACAUAAAUGACUGGGGAACCAUCGACAUAGACGCGUUGACACUGUCCAUACGUUCUAAACUCUCGACAGAACUCUCGUAUGCGUUGACCACGCUCACUUUGCUUUCUACGAUGAAGGGUCAAACCCCAACUUCGGGCUUUCCAAUCAACAAUUGUCCCGAUCUAUUUGAGGAGGUUCUUGACCUCGUGGAAGAUCUGGCUUUUGACGAUGUCAUAGACUCUCCCGAAGCCAUCAACCUUCAGGACAAUCCUCACAUUGUAACCAACCGCGAAAUUGUAGACAUUGUCUACGAGUUGGAAACCCAACCAUUUGCAGUUCUAGAGCGACGGCAAGGAUCCAAACACCCUGAUCUUGGACCACGGCAACGACCGGCGAACCUUAUCCUCACUGUAAUCAACAUCAUUCGGAACCUUUCCGUCUUUGGAGAUAAUGUCCCAUUCUUGGCUAAUCAACCUCGUUUACUCGACUUACUUCUGCGUGUUUGCGGUGUGUCAGAGAAGGCUUCGAGUUAUGUUCCUACUUCUCCAGUCCUUUCCCUCACCGACUGCCUUGCCAUUCGAAAAGAUGUGCUCCACAUCUUGAGUUUGCUGGCGCCUGCUAUUCGCUUACCCGAGGGCACUACUUCUUUAUCCACGGUCCGGCGAAUAUUCAAACUGGUUACUUCUUAUCUGGUGGACCCAGCCGAAGCAGUUUCUCCGAUUGCUUGUGUUCAGCUUGCAGGGGUACCCCUCGGAGGGAACUUGAGACCGCCAUCUUUAGCCGAUGUUGCGCUAGAGGUCUUCACUCGUUUGGCUCACUCUGAUGGAAACCGCCUUGUUUUCUCCAAGGCAGUUUCUCGACCGUCCUUGUGGUGCCUCUUUGUCUCUCUCGUUCACCGCCUGCCACUGCAGGAUCUCGAUUUCCAGCUAAUAUCAAGGGAGAUCUGGUUGAGUUACGUAGAAAAGAUCGUAAUGGCUCUGUAUACCCUUGGGUUCAUAUUUCCGCCAGAGCUUAAAUCCAGGGCGAAAACCGACCGUAGCUUAGGAUUCAAAAAUGUGAUGAUGCGGAUCAUCCAGAAAUUAUUCGUACAAAACGGCGCCGAGUCGAGGCAAUUUUUCAUAAUUAUUGUUCGCAGAAUCAUCGAAACUUUGAAGAUCAUCGAUGAUGCGGAGGACUCGUUUGAUAAUACCAAGGGUGUUGUGUCAACACUAUCGUUUGGUAUGGGCUAUGGAGAGGUUGGCGAAAAUGAUAUCGAACGAGGAACGGGUUUAUUAGGAGGGUAUACGGAUAUAGGAUGGAAUAUCCUGCUAUGCAGGGAGGUUCAACAUGACGAUGUGAUGUUCUCCGAGUUGGAGAGCCUUAUUCGGAUUGAAUAUUGAGUGUGCUUGAGUGUGUAUGUACUUUGACGAUUUUGAUUCUAUUUUAUCCUUGUGUUAUAUCGACGUUGUACCGUCUUGUAAUGUUAAGUGUUAUUGUAUUCACGUUGCCAUGAACUACAUUCGGCUUACCUGAUCUACAAUAUAAUUCCUCAUGAUCUGAC
This is a messenger RNA of Lentinula edodes (shiitake mushroom), 2835 nucleotides long. RefSeq lists its product as uncharacterized. The coding region runs from base 107 to 2674 and encodes 855 amino acids. Gene Ontology annotation, molecular function: DNA binding. NCBI's taxonomy places the organism in Eukaryota, Fungi, Basidiomycota, Agaricomycetes, Agaricales, Omphalotaceae. The record is from RefSeq and is a predicted model, not a curated record. The transcript is spliced from 5 exons.